Messenger RNA from Lacerta agilis (Sand lizard), 2117 nucleotides. RefSeq names its product family with sequence similarity 126 member A (gene HYCC1). The transcript is spliced from 11 exons. The record is from RefSeq and is a predicted model, not a curated record. Gene Ontology annotation, biological process: phosphatidylinositol phosphate biosynthetic process; protein localization to plasma membrane. Gene Ontology annotation, cellular component: plasma membrane. Bases 178 to 1719 code for a protein of 513 amino acids. NCBI's taxonomy places the organism in Eukaryota, Metazoa, Chordata, Lepidosauria, Squamata, Lacertidae.
CCGCGUCAAGCCAGCCAGUCAGUCUUUCUUUCUCCUUCCUGCACUUUUGAUGGUCCUCCAAAGCGAGUAGCGUUUUGAGCGGCGAAGCGGGGCAUCACUCCCGCGAGGGGUGAGCGGCGUCGGAGAGGCGCUUGAGGGUGGACGACGGGCUGAAGAUUUCAGAACAGAUGUUGGAAGAUGUUGGCGGUGGACAAAGGGAUCGUAGAAGAAUGGUUAUCGGAAUACAAGACAGUGCCAGAAGCAUCUAUACCAAGCUAUGCUAAAAAUCUGAAAGACAAGAGUUCUCUGGUUUCAUCUCUUUAUAAAGUUAUUCAGGAUCCACAAAGUGAGCUGCUAGAACCAGUCUGUCAUCAGCUGUUUGAAUUUUAUCGUAGUGGUGAGGAACUUCUGCUUCAGUUCACACUGCAGUUUCUUCCAGAACUGAUAUGGUGCUAUCUUGCUGUUUCUGCCAGUAAGGACCUACAAAGCAGUGGCUGCAUAGAAGCACUUCUCUUAGGAGUUUAUAACUUGGAAAUAGUUGACAAACAGGGGCACAGUAGGGUAUUAAGUUUUACAAUUCCAUCCUUAUCCAAACCUUCCAUAUAUCAUGAACCUUCCAGUAUUGGUUCAAUGGCUCUUACUGAGGGUGCUCUAUCUCAGCAUGGCUUAUCCAGGGUUGUGUAUAGCGGACCUCAUUUGCAGAGAGAGAUGUUAACAGCACAAAACAGGUUUGAAGUAUUGACAUUCCUUUUGUUGCGUUACAAUGCUGCCUUAAGCUAUAUGCCUGCAGUUUCUCUUCAAUCUUUAUGUCAAAUCUGCUCAAGGAUCUGUGUUUGCGGAUAUCCUCGUCAACAAGUAAGGAAAUACAAAGGCAUAAACAGCAGGAUUCCAAUUUCCUCUGAAUUCAUGGUGCAGAUGUUAACUGGGAUUUAUUAUGCUUUUUAUAAUGGAGAAUGGGAUCUAGCUCGUAAAGCAAUGGAUGAUAUUUUAUACAGAGCACAACUGGAGUUAUAUCCAGAACCACUGUUGGUUGCUAAUGCAAUAAAAGCUUCAUUGCCUCAGGGUGCCAUAAAAUCUAAUAAAGAAGGUACAAAAUGUAUUCAGGUUGAAAUUACACCUACUGCAUCUAGAAUAUCAAGAAAUGCAGUGACCAGCAUGUCUAUUCGGGGCCAUAGAUGGAAAAGGCAUGGUAAUGAACUAGGCAUUCCAGAAGAAGAACUGAUAGAAGUGUCUGAAGUUGAUGAGGGUUUUUACUCUAGGGCUCCUUCUACCACAAAUCAUUCUGCUUUCAGCAGCAACACCAGUAACAAGACUCAGCUAAGCAAAAGUCAGCGGAGGUCUGGAGGAAGCAAGGUGGGAGGAAAAGAAAAAGAAACUGUUGGUGAAGCCUACAAAGAUCAUCUGACUCGUAAACAAAACCAGCGAGCAAUGAGUGAGAAUUUAGAGCUUCUGUCUUUAAAGAGACUGACCCUGACUAGCAGCCAAUCUCUGCCUAAGCCAGGCAGUAAUAGUUUGGCUAGAACUAGCACUACUCUUUUUAGCAAAUCCUUUGAGCAAGUCAGUGGUGGUGUAGUCCCAAAUAAUCACCACAGUGGCACAGAAGCAAACAGAUUUUCAGUCUGUAGUCUGCAAGAGGAGAAUCUGAUUUUUGGAGCCGACAGAAUAGAACUUCCUAUUUCAAGCAAACAGCCAAAUCAGCAACGACCACCUACCAUCAGCAUAACUUUGUCAGCAGACUAAGGAGCACCUGACAAAUUUGACAGUAUAAAAGAGAUUCAGUUGCUAGUACUAUAGCCCUGAUACCCUUUUUUAAAAAAAUCUUUUGAGAUAUCUUUAAAGAUUUUCUUAGUUGAAAAUAAUGUCUAAAUUGCAAGUUUUAAGGAUUGCAGUGUUUAAAAAGAAUGAGGUAGACAAUUCUAAGUAUUUUAUAAUAAUGAUGUCACAGUCUUUGAGCUUCUUAAUUUGAGGAUUGACAUUUGUAAUGGUACUACAAUAAGGUUUGUACCGAAAAUCUAGUACAUGAUGAACCUGUACCAGGGAAAUUUUUAAAAUAUGGGUUGUGCUGCUUGUGCAAGCUUCAGUUACAUGUUUUUGGUGAACAAUGGGUUGCAAUCCAGAAUAUAUGUGCCAUUUUACUA